This is a messenger RNA of Leishmania major strain Friedlin, 753 nucleotides long. RefSeq lists its product as hypothetical. The transcript has a single exon. Bases 1 to 753 code for a protein of 250 amino acids. The record is from RefSeq and is a predicted model, not a curated record. Lineage: Eukaryota; Euglenozoa; Kinetoplastea; Trypanosomatida; Trypanosomatidae.
AUGCUUUCGUUGUCGCCCGGCUCCCUGCCACGCCUGUUGCAGAUGAAGCUCGCGUUACGUCAUGUGUGCAUCCUGCUUCGGGCAGCCGCUUUAGUGUCCCUCGUUGCUGUGAGCGGGUCAUCUUCCUCCACGGCCGUCUCCAGCGCGUCCAGCUCACAUCACUAUUCUGGCAGCGUUAACAGUGCCAGUGAUGCGAGUAUAGAUAGCGGUCACCAGCCGUCGCCAUCGCCGCCCUCUAACAAGCCUCCGCUCGAUGCUGACGAGUGGGUGAAUAUCACACUGAAGUUCUUCAUUAUCUUCGUGAGUGUGUGCGCUGGCGUUGCUGUGGUUGCUUUCAGCGCUAUUCUCUGUGCAUACUGCCGCGAGUACAAGCUGCUGGAGACGAGCGACGACAGCGACACAGAGAGCGUGUCCUCACACACCACCUCCCAGUCCUCCAGCUCUGGUGAAUCUGACUCCUCGUCCGACGAUGUGCCGGCCUACGUGACGCCCCGCCAGCGACACAUGCCGCCGCCACCAAUAGUAACCGAGAUCACUGUCCCCGUGGCGUACGAGGAGGAGAGCGACAACGCUGAUCUGCCCGAUCGAGUGAUGCAGGCGGACAUGCAGUCCAACGAGUCGAGCGAAUUCUUGUUUGUGCCACCGGAGACAACCCCCGGCUUUAGCGACGGCGCGGCCACGGCGUUUCGGCGCACCGGCUCCCGUCUUUCUCUCGCGUACAGUCGGCGCGGCUUGUACAGAAAAGAAAGAUGA